UAAUUUUAAUUUUAAUUUCAAGAAAUGGGAAAUUGUCAAGCAAUUGAUAGUGCAGCUCUUGUGAUUCAACACCCCAAUGGCAAAGUUGAUAAGCUAUUCUCUCCAGUUUCCGCCGCUCAAAUCAUGAAGAUGAACCCCGGCCAUUACGUCGCACUCCUCCUCACCACCACCUUAUAUUCCUCCUCCGCCGCCGCAGGCGGCGGCGGAGGCGGCAGCGGCGCCGCCCCACUUCGUGUAACCCGGAUCAAACUUCUUAGGUCUACUGAUACUCUUCUUCUUGGCCAUGUCUAUAGGCUUGUCACAUCUCAAGAAGUGAUGAAAGGUUUGUUUGCAAAGAAGCAAGCAAAGAUGAAGCAGCAGCAGCAACCAGGUUCAUGUAGUGAGAAGUAUUAUGAGAAGAUGAUGAGAGAGAAACUAACUUCAGAUUUUGAAGCAGUAAUUAAGACUAAUGGAAUGGAGAACACUAAAAAGGUAAAGCAAAAUGAAAGGCAAAGAUCAAGAAACAAUACAAGAGUAAAUUCAGGUGUAUCAAAAUCAAGGGGGUGGCAACCAUCAUUAAAUAGCAUCUCUGAGGCUGGAAGCUGAUUAUUCUUUUUCUUUUCUUUUUUUAUUAUUAUUUUUUUUUUUUAUUUCCUGGGAUUAAAUAAUGUCCAACAGAUUCAAUCUGAACAAGGUUUACUGUUACAGAGUGUAUCAAGGAAAUGAUUUAGUAUAAUAGAAGUGAGUUUAUUGUAAAAAAAAAAGGAAAAAAAAAAUUACUCUGUCAUUUUUAAUUGUUAUGUUAGUGAUAUAUUAGUAAGAAUCAAAAUUCAAUGAUGCAUAUUUUUGCAUAUAAC
Erythranthe guttata (spotted monkey flower) is the source of this 836-nucleotide messenger RNA. NCBI's taxonomy places the organism in Eukaryota, Viridiplantae, Streptophyta, Magnoliopsida, Lamiales, Phrymaceae. The record is from RefSeq and is a predicted model, not a curated record.